AUGGAUCGUAGAAACAUUGUAUUUAGUGUUGUGCAAGACAGAUCAAAGGUACAAACAUUUACUCCAACCCUUUUUAAAAUGUCAACUCAACAACAACAGCAACAACAAACGGCAGAGAAAAGUGUUCAAACACAAGAUUUAACUGGAGCAACAACAUUACUUGUUACAAAUAAUCCUAUGACACAUAUACAUACCGAGAAUACAGCUGCUGAAGUUGCAAAUACACUUGUUUCAAUGGCUACUGGACGACAACGUACAACUACAGUAAAACAAUUAAGUGUCAUUAGUGUUCCAACUCAAUCAACUUUACCAAUUUUAUCCCUUGCUGAUUAUACAACAUCUCGAGGUGUUCCAACAGCAAUGGCUUUAGCUAAUCAAGCUAAAAUUACUCCAUCAAAACCUGAAGAUAUGUUAGAAGGUGAUGAUGACAUCGAUGAUACAUCAAUGUCAACUGAUGAUUAUAAUCAAAGUCAUAAUGAAUUAAAAACUCGUACAAAAUCAACACGUGGAAAAUCAAAUAAAUCAUUAAAACUUAGCAAACAACAACAAAUUGAAGCAAUUCAAUAUGGUCCAAUUGUUGUUAAACCAAGAAAAAAUACGGCACCAACACUUGCUAAUGGACGAAAAAGUAAAGAUGAACCACUUCCACCUGAUGAAGAUGUAAAACGUAAACAACGUCGUGAUAGAAAUAAACAAGCAGCUGCUAAAUGUCGUAGAAAACGAAAUGAUCUUCGUGAAGAAUUAGAACAAGCUGAACAAUUAUUAUUAGAUGAACAAAAAAAUCUUGAACGUGCAGUUCAAACAUUAAAUGAUCAAAAAAAUCAAUUAGAAGUAUUACUACAUCGUCAUCCAUGUACAAAAAAAAUACGUUUACCAAUUACAACUGCUAAUACUAUGAAUAUUUCUAAAAAUGAUUUAAAAUCAAUUUCAACAGCAACUCUAUUAGAUUCAAAUAAUAAUAAUGGUAAUAAUAAACGUGUUACGAUUAAUUUUACAAAUGCACAAGAUUUACUUGCGGUUGCACCAUUAACACGAAUAACACCAACAAUAACAACAACAGAUGGUUCAUCAUCAUCAUCGAAUGUACCUAUGAUAACUAUUCAUAUUAUUCCAGAAGUAGCACAAGCUUUACUAGGUUCAACAUCAGUUGAUAAAGCGAAAUUAGCUGAAUUACUUCAACAAGCUGCUUUAAAUAAUUCAGCAUCGAACACAACAACAACUGCAACAGCAAUAUCAGAUUUAGCGACCACAAAUACUUCAACGAACAGUACCAGUUGA
Adineta steineri is the source of this 1278-nucleotide messenger RNA. The record is from the annotation of a GenBank genome assembly. NCBI's taxonomy places the organism in Eukaryota, Metazoa, Rotifera, Eurotatoria, Adinetida, Adinetidae.